Molecule: messenger RNA, 3317 nt
Organism: Ricinus communis (castor bean)
Lineage: Eukaryota; Viridiplantae; Streptophyta; Magnoliopsida; Malpighiales; Euphorbiaceae
Product: SKP1-like protein 21
Exons: 8
Coding region: 762-2000 (412 amino acids)
Biological process (GO): SCF-dependent proteasomal ubiquitin-dependent protein catabolic process
Cellular component (GO): nucleus; cytoplasm
Molecular function (GO): cullin family protein binding
Source: RefSeq, a predicted model, not a curated record
UGGAUCAACUGCAAAUAGGCCCAUCUUCAAAAUCUCAUCUGCCAUUAUGAACUAAAAACAGAAAAACGAGACGAAACCCGAACUACCCAAGUAUCCAUAACCGACGAAAGACCCAAACCCAUGAAUCAAAAUUCUAAAACUUCCAUCCAAACCCUAACCACCAGCACGUGCGGCGACAGCCUCGUUUCCGAUAGCAGGCACGUGCGGACCUCAAAACAGCAGGCAGCAGACACAUUAUCGUAAGGGUGGGAAUUAGAAAAAAAAAAAAGAAAAAAAAGAAAAAAAACACAGAAACAGAAAACAGAAAUUACAGCCAAAAAUUAAAAAAAAAGGAAAAAAGAAGGUUUCCUGAGAAAACCCUAACACAGGGUCCUUAUUGUCUCCCUUCUUACUGAUAAAUCUUUUAAUUUGUUUUUGGUUUCAUUUCAGUCUUUAUUUUAAGAGUAACGAGAUUUGAGGAAGCUUUCUUGAUAAGAAUGCUGAUAAAUUUGCUGUCAGGAUACGAUAAAGUUGCAGUUUGGGGAGCGCUGAUAAAGAGUUUAUACACUAGCAAAGUGAACCUUUUGAAGAAGUGGCAGACUUUAUUUACAUUAUUUCUUCCUUGUUUUUGAAACUAUAGGCGCAGACUGCAGGGUGGUUCACCUUUCAGGUAUUCACAGGGUUGUUCAUCCUUCAGGCAUUCUUAAUAAGUUCUAUAGUUAUCGUGAGAUGUCAGAAGGCAGUAUGGCUGUAGUGAAACCUGAGGUACUUUCAGUCGUCUAAUGAUGAAAUCUUACAUUUGGCUCCAAACUGCUGAUGGUUCAAUCCAACAAGUAGAAGAAGAGGUUGCCAUGUUUUGCCCCAUGAUAUGCCGGGAAAUUCUUCAAACGGGCAUGGGAUCUUCCAAGAACUAUGCUAUAUCACUUCCUCAACGGGUGAAUCCUGCAAUUUUGGGUUUAAUACUUGAUUAUUGUCGGUUUCAUCAAGUACCAGGUCGCUCUAAUAAGGAGCGGAAAACUUUUGAUGAAAAAUUUAUUCGCAUGGAUACAAAAAGAUUAUGUGAGUUGACAUCUGCUGCUGAUAGCCUCCAAUUAAAACCUUUGGUCGAUCUUACGAGUCGCGCACUUGCUCGAAUUAUUGAAGGGAAAACUCCUGAGGAGAUACGUGAGACUUUUCAUUUACCUGACGAUCUCACAGAGGAAGAGAAAUUGGAGCCCCUUAGAAACGUAACUGACGAUCCACGGAUCCGGCUUCUAAAUCGCUUAUAUGCUAGAAAGAGGAAGGAAUUGAAAGAACGAGAGAAAAUGAAGGUGAUUACUCUUAUUUCUGCUGCUGUUUGCGGCCUUUUCUUAAUCUCUUUCCCCCCCCUCUCCUCAAUUUAUUUUAACUCUUCAAAAUGCAUGUACCAGAAUGUUGAGGUUGAGGAGGAGCGUGUGGAUGAACGCUCAGUCGAUGAUCUGUUAUCAUAUAUAAACGGUGCAGAUGGAGAUCCAAAAGGUGGAAGAACUAGUAAGAACAAAAAAAAGAACCGGAGAAGAAAAGACCAAUCAAAGGAAUCUUCUUCAAAUAAUUUAAAUGAGAAUCAUAACAAGAAGACAAAUUCUUGCCCCUCUGCUUGCCAUAGUGGGGAGGUUAGAGAUAUGGUGGCCUCUCCAAGCAAAACCUCAAGGCAAGAGUCUGGAGCUGCCUCACUUUCGCCUAAGCUUGAAUUUGAUGAUGCUGACAUUGAUGAUGAUUUAGAUCCUGCAAUGAAGGAGGAACUUGACAGGGAAGUGGAGGACUUUGCUCGUAGGCUAAAUUCAGAUUGGCCAGAGAGGAUGCAGGAAAUUCUUUCUUUGGGCCAAGAAAGAAGGCUAGUCCCAUUAUCUAUGAACGGCAAUGGCUCUUUAAGUAGAUAUUCUGGUAAGUUUUUCCUAGGUUUUGAUAAUUUCUCGAUUGGCCUUCCUUUAGGCCUUGCCUCUAUAUAUGUUAUCUUUUCCACAUGGGAUACUGGGGUGGAGGGGUCAGAGAUGCUUGAAUGAUAAGAUUUGAUGCCAAAUUGUGCAGUGGGUUGACAGCACCCAAAUCACCAUGCUGGUUUCCACAUGCGUAACAUUGUAAGAAGAUAGAGUAAUCAUGUUUUUCUUGCUCUAGAUGCUACUAUGGAUUUUUAAAUGGGGCUUGUCUUUUCAUGUAUAAGGGUUCAUUAUCUCCACUGGUUGCAAUAAUACAUUUGAUGAAAUAUUGGAUGUCUGACAGGUUUAGAUCGGAGAUAAUAUGAGGAUAAAAACUUUUUUCUUGCAAGAAUCUCUAGCAACAUGAGUGGUUUGGAGAAGGUUCUGCCUGCAGUUUGCUGCUGUCAGAUGCUAGAAGAAUUGGCACUGUUAUUUUGGUGUGGACUGCAUGUGAGUAUUUUGUCUGUUUGACCGUCACCAAAGUGUAACAUUCUUUCUCGGCAUCGCGAAUGAUGGAAAAGCAUUUAAAAAUGAAAAUAAUAACAGCUCAGAAGAGACAAAUUGAGCACAAUUAGCUCAUUUGUCUGUGUUAUUCUGUUGAUGCAGUUGUUUGCGACUUUCAGCCAUUCUCAUCGGCGAGCUCCUCUACGAUCUGGAAAUUACUGUUUUCGCAAAUUUUGUUUUCCUUGGGGUAUCAUUCAGAUUUCUUUUGCCACAUUUGCUGCAAGGCUUCCAUAUUGUUUGUUCGUGAAGGCCUCUAAUCUAUAGAGAAAGAUUGAGAAUAUUCAAAAUGCAUGAUAGGUUUUUAACUUGUUUUAGAAUGCAUUCUGGAGAGAUUAGUGGAAGAAAUCCUUGAUAGAGAAGGAUUAACACAACUUUGUAACCUCGUUUUGUUAUUCUUUUAUAGAAUUUUGAGGACAUGGAGUUUCUGUUCUGUAGUUUAGCAUGCACAGCAGCUGGGAACAAAAUUAAGGUUGCGACGGUGGAAAUUGCACCGCUCAUCUAUCCUGUUAAGCUUGCAGCUUUUAUUUUUCUUGGGGACUUUUUUUCUUUUUUCUUUUUUCUUUUCUGAUGAAGAGAUAGUCUACAGAUUCUUCUUGGAUCCUUUUGUUUUGCCCCUGAUUCGAUAUGUAUUCGAUAGCGCCUUUUCUGCUUGCUCAUCUUCUGUCCGACAAUUGGCAAAUGUUUGAGAGUUUUACCUCUCAUUGAGGUAAAGACAUAAAGGUCAUGACAAAUUUACCUGCAACUGCUACUAGUGAAGUAUGACAAUUUUCUGACACCAAUCAGACAAUGAAAUUAUGUACAUUUUAUUUUUUAGUUAUCUUUGAUAUGUUCACCAUAUCCACGUUCAUUUUUCAGAUAUUGAGGCAAUUUUUAUUGAAAUUUUAGCAUUGUUAUUUCCAA